GCGGCGACUUUUGGGACACUGCGCCGGCGCCGCCGACGUCGCUGGCGCUUACCGACCGCGGCAUCGCUUUGCUCAAGACCAACAUGGUGCCGCUGGUUACUGGGUGCGCGCUCGUGGUUCUGGUACUCGGCGUGGCGGUCGUCCGGCGGUCGCUACGCCGCCACCGCGAACGCCGCGAGCAGGAAAUGUACGAAGACAACAGUCACUACCAGCCAUUGCUGUAGGCAGCACCCCUCUUUUGACGCCGUGAGAAGCCUCGCGCUUCGUUCUGGAAACGACAACUUUUGUAAUUUCAUAUAA
This is a messenger RNA of Saprolegnia parasitica CBS 223.65, 300 nucleotides long. RefSeq lists its product as hypothetical. Lineage: Eukaryota; Oomycota; Saprolegniomycetes; Saprolegniales; Saprolegniaceae. The transcript has a single exon. The record is from RefSeq and is a predicted model, not a curated record. The annotation marks the transcript as partial.